UGUAACAGAGCAGCUAAAGAAGCACACAGUACAUUUAUGCUGAGGUGUGUUGACCUUUUUUUAUAUUCCCAGAUGUAAGGUAGAUAAGAAAGCCUUCAGUCAUUUUCAGUAAGUUUAAUUAUCCCAUCUUUGUUAGAUCUCUACCCAUGGUUUGAUCAUUAUAAGUUACUGUAUUUCUUUUCACAACUUGAUCUGCAAAGGGUGGGGCAUAUAGACCAUUGGAAAGUCUUUAAGGCUGUGAGUCAUAUUGCAGAAGGCAGAACUUUUGAGUCAGGCUAUUUAUCUGACUGCAUAAGAUGCUAUUAUUUAUAGCAGACAGAGUCAAAUGUCUGUCCGAAAAAGUCUCUGUUUGCUGAGAGUAGAACCAAUAAAAAGACAGGAUGGGCACUGAUAGAAAAGUUAUUAAAUGUAAAGCAGCUGUGCUCUGGGAACAGAAGCAACCCUUCUCCAUUGAAGAAAUAGAAGUUGCCCCACCAAAGGCUAAAGAAGUUCGUAUUAAGAUUUUGGCCACAGGAAUCUGUCGGACAGAUGACCACGUGAUAAAAGGAGAAAUGGUGUCUAAGUUUCCAGUGAUUGUGGGACAUGAAGCCACAGGGGUCGUGGAGAGCAUUGGAGACGGAGUCACCACAGUGAAACCAGGUGACAAAGUCAUCCCCCUCUUUCUGCCUCAGUGCAGAGAAUGCAGUUUUUGUCGCAACCCAGAUGGCAACCUUUGUGUAAGGAGCGACAUUACUGGGCGUGGAGUCCUGGCUGAUGGAACCACCAGAUUCACGUGCAAAGGCCAACCAGUCUAUCACUUCAUGAACACCAGUACAUAUACAGAGUACACAGUGGUGGAUGAGACUUCAGUUGCUAAGAUCGAUGAUGCAGCUCCUCCCGAGAAAGUCUGUUUAAUUGGAUGUGGAUUUUCCACUGGAUAUGGGGCCGCUGUCAAAACAGGCAAGGUCACCCCUGGUUCGACUUGCGUGGUCUUUGGCCUGGGAGGAGUUGGCCUUUCGGUUAUCAUGGGCUGUAAGUUGGCUGGUGCAUCCAGGAUCAUUGGGAUUGACCUCAACAAAGACAAAUUUGAGAAAGCCAUGGCUGUAGGGGCCACUGAGUGCAUCAGCCCUAAGGACUCCCCCAAACCCAUCAGUGAGGUGCUGUCAGAAAUGACAGGAGACACUGUUGGCUACAGUUUUGAAGUUAUUGGGCGUCUUGAAACUAUGAUUGAUGCCCUUGCAUCCUGCAAUAUGAACUAUGGGGUCAGCGUGGUGGUAGGAGCUCCGCCAUCAGCCAAAAUGCUCACCUAUGACCCAAUGCUGCUCUUCACUGGACGCACGUGGAAGGGUUGUGUUUUUGGAGGUUGGAAAAGCAGAGAUGAUGUUCCAAAACUAGUAACCGAUUUCCUGGCAAAGAAAUUUGACCUGGACCAACUGAUAACCCACAUUUUACCUUUUAAACAAAUCAAUGAAGGAUUCGAACUUCUCUACUCAGGGCAAAGCAUUCGCACUGUCCUGACAUUUUAAGGUUCUAAGUGGCAGAAGGUCUGUGCUGUGUGAUGGUGACCUGGAGAUUCCCUGUUCACACUUCCUCUGCUGUUACCGUGGAUCUGUUCCACAGAUACAAGAAGAAAUACAAAAUUUGAUGAAGAUGUAUAAUCUUUAUGAAAUAAGUAUUUAGGGUCUAUGAGCACCUGGGAAUUAGGAGGGGGCUUAGGUCAACAAUAUUAAAAGUUGUAACUUACAUAUUCUAAAGCUAUUAUUAUGUAUUUUGAGACACACACACACAAACACACACAUAUGUGGAUUUUUACGUUGAAAUAGAGAUUUCUUUAAAAAAGGGUUUUACCUAGCUGCCACCACUUAGAGCAGAUUUAGCAUAUAAAGAUAUAGUAUGUACAUUUCCUGCAAUAAUAUUAAUUUUAUGGAUAGUCUUUAAUACACUGUAACCAUUCUCUCUGGAUUCAAAUGUAAAUAUUUUUUUAAAGGACCUGUUACAAAUUAACUUGAAUUAGGUUUUGAAACCAGCUCAUUGCAUGGUACAUUACUUGAUUAGUUUAGAAAAGAAAUAGUGAAAUAUAAGGAAAGGGCACAUUUUUAAAUGAUUAAUUUUAAGAAUCAUCAUUUUAUAACUAGAUGAAACUGAAAAGCAUACUGUAAGGAGACAUUAAUAUUUCAGAAAAUAUGUCUUUUUAUAAUAAUUAAAUAGAAAAGUGAAGCUAGAAUCACACUGUAAUAUAUAUCCUAAUGUUCAGUUCAGUAAAACAGAAACCUAAGUCCCUGAGUCCCUGUUUACUUAGUAGUGACUCCAUUUAACCAAAAAAAAAAAAAAAAUGUUUUUAAUUUGGUACAAUCACAUUGGCAUAUCUAUAUAUAUCUAUCUAUAAUAUACUUAAAAUUCUUAAUAAAAUGUAAGUAUUUUAGCAAAUGAUUUAAGCUUUUAUUGAUGACGAGUAAAGAACUAAAGCACCUGAAGUACAUAUGAAAUACUUUACAAGAAAACUAAGUAAGAUGGACAUAGCAGAGUAUGAAGGUUUCAAUAUAAGAUUGUAAUAUAGCUUGGACAGCCCUGCCUUGAUAGAUUGCAAAAGGUCCAAGUAAUUACAAGUCACUUUUACACAAUGAACAUUUCCCAAUGAAAACUGGCUUGAGGAGUUCCCCCGUGGCGCAGCAGAAAUGAAUCCGACUAGGAACCAUGAGGUUGCAGGUUCAAUCCUUGGCUUUGCUCCAUGGGUUAAGGAUCUGGCAUUGCCCUGA
Sus scrofa (pig) is the source of this 2735-nucleotide messenger RNA. Its product is annotated as all-trans-retinol dehydrogenase [NAD(+)] ADH7. NCBI's taxonomy places the organism in Eukaryota, Metazoa, Chordata, Mammalia, Artiodactyla, Suidae. Gene Ontology annotation, cellular component: cytosol. Gene Ontology annotation, molecular function: zinc ion binding; all-trans-retinol dehydrogenase (NAD+) activity. The record is from RefSeq and is a predicted model, not a curated record. Gene Ontology annotation, biological process: retinoic acid metabolic process; retinol metabolic process.